UCGGCGAUCUUAGCUCACUACUUCGAACAAACAUGCUCCCCUCGUUUCGCUUUUGUCUGUGUUUACUCGGUACAUAGUUUUGUACGUGAGAAAAUUUCCUGUUGCCAGACAGUGAACGUUGCGGCGACAUGAUAUUAUCUGACAGAGCCUCGAUUUCGACACUGACGGCCCUGUCAACGUCGACGUAGAAGGGCUUGCACGAACGCCUGGACCGCGCUGUAGAAAUUAAUCUUAAUUCUGCAUGUAAUUAGUUUUAAUGGAUAUUCGGCAACUACGAAAGAUGACGUCUCAGCUGAAUGUUCUCUGGAUAUUUUCACUGCUCUGUGCCGCAGGACUUAGCGCAGCAAACCAAACAUCGAGCACCCCCCAGCAGUCAACGAAAUCGGCAAAAUUAAGUUUCAUCAAGCUUUACAAUGAAAAACACGCCGACGAAAGACCUGAGUUCAGACACGACGUGGCCUUCUUCACAAUCAACUCAACAGUCAACUUCAGAAUACAGCUAUGGGCUCAGAGUGUCGACUGCUAUGAGUGUGAUCUGUGGCUGGUGAACACGUUCCGUGAAUCGAACACGACCACGAUGUUGGUGAAUACGACCCAUGCAACCAGACUGUCUCUGGUUAGAGUUCUUCCCACACUACAAGCUGAAGACAUCUGCAGCUUCACAUCUCACUUCAAAGAGGCUGGAGAUUACUGGCUGUUCGUCGACUACCCGUCCUACACCAGUGGAAGCGCUUGCGACCUCACAUUAGCUAAUAAUCCCAUGGCGGCAGAAAUGCCAAUAUUGUUUACUCUUCUGGGUCUAUUUGGUCUGGCUGGUGUUUGGGUGUUAAUUCAAAUAAUUUUUAGGAGAAUCAAGUCAGGACACUUUUUCUCUCGGAGUGCCAACAUCACCGAUCCUACCGAGAUGUCUGACGUAGUUGUAACGAGUAACGGUCAGAGUGUCAACUCUGACAAACCUGACGCUCAAGUCGAGAACGGGGGUCCGCCGACUCACCCACCGGAAAACGAAAAGGAACCUCCCAAGAAAAAACGCUUGCGAUCUCUGGAUGCUUUUCGCGGGUUGUGUCUGGUGGUCAUGAUAUUCGUCAACUAUGGCGGCGGUGGAUACUGGUUCUUCGAGCACCCACCCUGGAACGGGCUCACUGUGGCGGACCUCGUGUUUCCAUGGUUUAUCUUCAUAAUGGGGACAUCGAUGAAUUUCUCUUUUCGGAGCAUGCACAAACAGGGGAUGACACCAUGUCAGAUGUUCUUUAAGAUCAUGAAACGAAGCGUAUAUCUCUUUGCACUUGGAAUAUAUCUCAACACAAGCUGGGGACCCGUGGACCUUACACAGCUGAGGAUAAUGGGAGUCCUCCAGCGUUUCGGUGUCACCUACAUGAUCCUGGCUCUGGUGGAACUGGUGUGUGGCCGGAAACAAGACUCGCACGAGGAUACAAAGUGGGCGCCAGUUCGAGACAUUAUUCUGAAUACACCCCAGUGGAUUAUAAACCUGGCGUUUCUGGCAACCUAUGUCGGACUAACGUACGGCUUGCCUAUCCCGGGAUGCCCAACUGGCUACACGGGACCUGGAGGCAUCAGUCAAAGGGGACAGUACUCUAACUGCACUGGUGGCGCUGCGAGGUAUAUUGAUGAGAUCAUCCUUGGCAACGACCACCUGUACCAGUUUCCAACACCAAUGGAUACCUACAACACAUCCGUGCCUUAUGAUCCAGAAGGACUUCUUGGCAUUUUGACAUCGGUCUUCAUGUGUUUUCUAGGACUCCAGAGUGGACGCAUCAUCCUACUAUACGAGGACCAUAAAGGAAGAAUCAUUCGCUGGCUAAUAUGGGCAGCAAUAACGGGGUCCAUUGCUGCAGUGCUGUGUAAAGGAAGUCAGAAUGAUGGCUGGAUACCUCUCAAUAAAAACCUGUGGUCUGUGUCCUUUGUGUUAACGACUGGCUGUUUUGCUUUCAUUCUGCUCGCUAUUAUGUAUGUGUUUAUCGACAUUCUGGAUUGGUGGUCUGGAGCACCCUUUAUAUACCCAGGAAUGAACUCCAUAGUGAUCUAUUGCUGCCACGAUAUCCUCUGGCGCGAGUUGCCCAUCAACUGGCAGAUUGAAGAGAUUCACUGGAAACUCCUCCUACAGGACGUGUGGGGGGCCGGCUUCUGGUGUAUCGUCGCAUACAUCAUGUUCAAGAAGAAAUUCUUUGUCGCCCUUUAGGACAUGAACGUAACACUAAGGAGAAAUAUACAUAAUUCUACCCGAUAAAAUGCAUUGUUUUAUGACAAUAAUUGUAUUUGGGACCUUUAAUAGGUUUUUUUUCUUCAAAUUAUGGACCAAACAAAUAAAAGACAUAUAUUUAACAAGAAAUAAUAAAAAAACCCACUGGCAUAGCCAUUCGAUCAUCGGAGCCAUGCCACCCCCCCCCUCCCAAGCCAUGUCCCCCUCCCCCAAAUACCA
This is a messenger RNA of Gigantopelta aegis, 2440 nucleotides long. RefSeq names its product heparan-alpha-glucosaminide N-acetyltransferase-like. Bases 257 to 2200 code for a protein of 647 amino acids. Lineage: Eukaryota; Metazoa; Mollusca; Gastropoda; Neomphalida; Peltospiridae. The transcript is spliced from 17 exons. The record is from RefSeq and is a predicted model, not a curated record.